AUGAAAGCAGAACGAGAUUAUGUAGUGGAUAUAGACAGAUCUGGAACUUAUGCAGAUCGUAACCCAAUUAUUACAAUUAUUGAUACAGAUACUGGAACAGAUGAAGUGAACUCCCAAUGGGAUGAGGGACUACACCAGUUUUUACAACUUAAACAUGGAUGCAAAAUAACUUCACAAAGUUUAAAAGCUGUUUUCAUCUCUAAUAUUUCAUUUUUUAAAUUAUACCGCACUUUAUAUGGACUAACGGGAUCAUUAGGAUCACAAAGAGAAAGAGACUUAUUAAAAGAAAUACAUAAAGUUGACUUUGUGACUAUUCCAACAGCUGAACCAAAACAAUUUCAAGAGUAUAAACCUAUUCUCUGUAUUAACAAGAAGGAAUGGAUAACUUAUAUACAACAAGAAGUAAAUAAAAUCAUAGAAGAAAAUUAUCGAUCUGUUUUAAUCAUCUGUGAGACUGUACAUAAUGUGGAAGUUUUAUACAAAGCAUUCGGAGGAAGAACUGCAAGAGGUGUUCACAAAUAUGUUCGUGAUUACGAAGAGUUCGAUGUAGCUCAAGGCAAGAAGGAACUAGAUCAGGGACAGAUUAUUAUUGCAACUAAUUUAUCUGGUCGGGGUACUGAUAUAAAAAUUACUAAAAAGUUAAGGGAGGCAGGAGGAUUGCACAUUUGUCUAACAUAUUUACCAAGAAAUAUUCGAGUUGAACAACAAGCGUUCGGCCGAGCAGCACGAUGUGGAGAUAGAGGUUCCGGUCAGCUUAUUAUUCUAGAUUCAUACGGAACGGAAAAAAGUAUUGCAAAAGUAUUAGAUCUGAAGAAGGAACGUGAUAUAAACGAAGUAUAUCGUAUAUCAAAUAUAAAAACAUACUACGACUUUCAAAUUUAUGAGGAAGAAAGGUGUUUUAAUGAGUUUAAAAAACAAUUCGAGGAACUGAAAAAAAUUCUUAGUGUUCAAAACGUGCGUUCUGAAAUUAAAGAAAUUCUCCUACGAAGCUGUUUAGAUCAGUGGACUUUUUGGUUAGAUAAAAAUUGUCAUCAUAUAAAAAUGAUAUCAGAUGAGCAACAAAAACAUAAUUUUUAUAAACGUUUUGAUGAUUUCAUUACAAAAUUGAAAAAUUUCAACUCUGAGUGUAGCAGAAAUUCCUCCGUUCAUCGUAGAAACUAUAACGAAAAUUGGUUAAAUUGGGUCGAUGGAAAUCCGGUUCAAAUGAUCAAACUUGGAAAAUAUUUCUCGCAAAAUAAUGAGCACAAAAAUUCAAUUAAAGAUGCUAUUCGUUUAUUUGACGAUGUAAUUAGAAUGGAACCAUAUUUUAGCGAAGCUGCUCAUUACUACAAAGCAUUUGCGUUAACGAAAUGUAAUAGGGCGAGUUCAAAACAAUUUGAGAUGGAGUUACAAAUAGCUGCUAAACUCAUAGAUGAACAUAUCAGGUUUGUUAUGAUUACGUCUGGUAUCAUAAAUGAGAUUAAGGAAAACAAUAAUAGUAUUAUACGAAUAAAUGCCUUUAGGGAACAACAAGAGAUCACACUUAAACUUUACCAUAUGUUUUUACAAUCUAUAGAUGAUAUAUUUGGUCACAAUAUAACACCACAAUCUUUCUCUAAUUAUGAUAUCAAUGAAGAACUGUCUGAAAAAAUAUAUAAAGAUCUCAUUAAAAACAAGAUUCUAAGUAAAAUGAAAGUAAAACACAAUAUUUCCGAAGAUGAUAUAGACACAAUUUGUUUUAAUUAUGGAAUAUCUACAGAUAUGUUGAAAUCAUUUCUUUCCAAAUAUGUAGAUAUCAAUGAAAGUGCAUUUCUUAAAGACUUGAAAAAAGAAAUCAAAUUACCUAACAAAGAAGAAUUUUGGAAACUUCUCAUGGAAAAAAACGUCUUAAUUGAUGACGUACAAUUCAUUAUUGUAGACAUUGAAAAAUUGAAUGAAAUUGAUCCUUCAUUACUAGAUUCUUUGCGCUCUCAAAAUGAGUUCGAGCAGAAAUCUUUGGACGACAAUAAUGGGUAUAUUCUUUUCAAUACGUCUGUUAUUCCUAGAACGCAAAGGUUUAUUACUUUUAAAAAAGACGAAUUUGUUAAAUAUGUAGGAAAGGAAAAAUAUAAAUCACUUAAGAAAAAGAGAAUAUUUUCAUUUAACAGAAAAUCUCUUUUAAAUAUAGUCAAUACAAAGUCGAUAACUUUUCCCUGUUACGAUUCGAUUACUCCAGAAGAUUUUAAUAAAAUAAAUAUUAAUAAUAAUGAGGCAGUAAAUAUAUUAACAGAACUUUGCGAACAAAGUGUUAUUGAAGAUAUAGGAAACAAUAUUUAUAGAUUAAAAAUCAAAUUUUACGAAAUCGAACAAAUUAAGCUGCGAUACUGCCCAGUUUAUGAAAAUGACGUGAAAACAUUAUUAUCUCUAUGUUUUAGUUAUAGAAUCGAUUUUCAGAAACUUGAAGAACAGAGUCAGAAAAAUGCUCCUAUGUGUUUACAAAUAAUGUCAAAACCGCAUUUGGAUUUAUUUUUCGAUUUAAUAGAAAACAAAUUAAUCAAAUGCAAUACAGUGAUUACUCAUAAUAAAGAUUUAGAAGAAAAGUUAAAGCAAAUCUAUAAACGAGAAAUGAAUAAAGAUGAUUUCAUGCUUCUGAUAUCUCAAGAUAAACUUAUUCCAGAUGAGUGUAAAGAACUUCUUUUAAACCACUUGAUUAAAAAAAAGUGGUUACGCUUGACACCGAUAGGUUAUUACAUUAACAAUGAUUAUAUGAGACAAAAACCAUUGAACUUUAAUGCUGAAACAACUUACAAAAUCCAAGAAAUUGAUAAAACUGUAGAAAAGAUUCUUGAUAAUGAGCUGCACUUAGCGAAAAUUGAAACAAUACAAUUUAUUGCCAACACUUUAAAAAUAUUAAGGAGUUCGUUGCAAUCAAUCAUAGUUCCUGAAUAUAAGUUACAAUCACUUUCAAGCUUAAGUGAACUCAAGAGCAUAGAAGAAAUGCACCACUUUUCCCUCAAUGCAUUAGAUCAAAUCUUACAAAUAAAAGAUAAGAAAUAUACUCGAAAUAUGAUUUGGGACUGUAUCAUUCCUAUUGGAACUGGAAUAUGUAAAGUAGCUGCAGGUUAUUUGAUGCAUAUAAUAACAAAGUAUCAAAACACUGGAAAUGCAUUUGGAAAUGCAUUAAUUAAGGAAGGCUUAAAUGAUUUAACAAAUGGAAUAUAUGCUUUACUACCACGGUUUUUUGAGUGGAAAUUUUAUACACAGUGCAAGCUUAUGAAUUUAUUUUCUUCCGUCUGUGCUUUUGGUUUAAAAACUCUUAAAAAAGGUGCUAACGUAGCAAAAUUUGCUUAUAAAAUUAUUAAGUCAAACCUGGGUUUUAAUAUGAAAAUAACGAACAUGUCUGAGGAAGCAUUAAUUAAAACUACGGCUCUCAAUUUAGCAGAAAAGAAAGUAACUAGACUCACUGCAGCGAAAACUAUAGAAAUAGUAUGUCAUUCCUUUGCCAAUGUAGGAAUUGUUUUAUUUAUGGAAAAUUGUCUUCGAAAAUUAUGUGAAGAAAUGGACACUAUGAUUUUAUCUACUAUAGAACAAGAGAUCGAGAUUGAGCUCUGUAAUAUUUCCGAAAAUCUAGAAAAACUCUAUAAUUUAUUGGGACAACAUAAAGCACUAAACGUUAUAAAUGGGCUGACGAACAGUUUUUUUAAUAGUCAAGAAGAAGAAUUGGAACUUCUUAAUCAGAAACUGGAAACAAACGAAAAUUUUAAAUGCUUUGAAAGAGAAGUUGUGAACCAAUGGAAAUCUAUGCUUCGCGAAAAUGUUAGUCAAAUUAUCGAAAAACAUAUCGUCAGCCCUAUUUCAAAGAAGGGAGUUAAUCACCUAAUAAAACAUGUGAGAAAAAAUAUACAACGAGUGCACACAUACUACACAGAGCAAGGUUAUUCUGAAAAUUUUGAACAAUUGAAGCAGAUUUGUAUGAAAAAUCUGCUUCAAAAAGCUGAUGAAGCAAAAGAAAUUGAAGAACAAAUUACAGAAAAAUAUCAUAAGGAUUUGAUAAAACUCUUAACCAAAACUAAGAACCCUGAAUUGUAUGCAGAUAUGAUCGAAGAAGGUAUACCAAUGGAUAUCGCAUGUAUAGAAUUUUCUCCAUUGAAGGAUGCAAUGUCACGAGAACAAUUUAGAACAGAAGUAAUUGAUUGUAUUAAAUCAGAUAAAGAGAUACGUAAUUAUAUAAGGAAAGGAGGGCAUCAAACUCACUCGUCACUUAGACCAAUUGAUAGUGGACUUCAGAAGUCAGAAAAAACAGAAAACAAAGACUUGUCCAUUGCAUUGAAUGAAGACAUUUAUGAUUUUGAACAAUAUCGUUAUAUGAGAAAAAAGCGCAAUUUUUACAAACAUAUACUUCGUCGAUUUGUACGCAAUUGCUAUUUGUCACAGUGCCAUCCUAAAUUUGCGCAUUUUCUAAGUCAAGUGCAAAAUGAUACAAAAUGUUCCAAUGAAUGGCAUGGAGAAACUGAAAGUAUAGAUGUAUUUCCAUCACGAAAUGUGAAUAUAUCUACAAAUACAACUUAUACAGAGUCCUUUACCGCAGAAGAUGCUACGAUAUUAAAAGAUAUUAGAGAUGAACUUAAAACCACAAUUAAAUUAUUUAUUGCCAAUGAAAAUGUUAGCGAUGGCGAUCUGGAGUUCUGGAAUAUUUUCUUAGGUGAUAAUUCGGUUAAGCUUUUAUUUGGCAAGAAUCAAAACGGCUCUACAGAUUCUACAGACAAGUAA
Teleopsis dalmanni is the source of this 4728-nucleotide messenger RNA. RefSeq lists its product as uncharacterized. Gene Ontology annotation, molecular function: ATP binding; ABC-type protein transporter activity. The record is from RefSeq and is a predicted model, not a curated record. The transcript has 3 exons. Gene Ontology annotation, biological process: protein targeting. NCBI's taxonomy places the organism in Eukaryota, Metazoa, Arthropoda, Insecta, Diptera, Diopsidae. The coding region runs from base 1 to 4728 and encodes 1575 amino acids.